Molecule: messenger RNA, 2852 nt
Organism: Chara braunii
Lineage: Eukaryota; Viridiplantae; Streptophyta; Charophyceae; Charales; Characeae
Source: the annotation of a GenBank genome assembly
AUUAAUCACUGCUCCACCGGGACACGCGGACAUGGGGCCUCGCUCCACGACUCUCGACAUUCACAAAAGACAAAAAUCAUGGCGUUGUGUCUUUCCCUGUUCUAGCGGAAGAUCUACUCUCUUCUUGCACGUGUCUAGAGAAGUGGAGCGAGGGCCAUGCAGACGUGUACGUUGGGCACACGCCGACAUGUGCACGUGUACAUCCGAAUUGCAUGUGUCUGCGCUGGCGGGCGGGUGGACCUGUCGGAACUGAGGGGGGGCGGGGGUGAGGGGGGGCGAUUGUGGGAGGCGGAUUCGCCGUUCGAAUUCGAACAGAGCCGCACCCCGCCCACCUCCCUCCCGCCCCAUUUCCAAGUCCUUGUAGGCUUCAAUCCCCUCCCCGCGUGGAUAUUUUCGGCAUCAUCGGCGUUUUCCCGGUCGUCGUUUUCGAUGUUGUUGUCGUCGCCACAAUUGCCGUCUUCGGGGUUAACCAUCGCUGCCGAGUGCCAGAUGGACAUCAGCCCAUAGCGAGCUUGUUUCGGUUUUCUCACUGUGUACUUACUUUGAUAUGCGUUCUUCUCACCUGCGGUAAGUGCGAGUUAUGACAAGUUUUCAUAAAAAAGACGGGAACGUCCUCCUGCGUUUUUCUUAUGUCCCAUCUGUUAGAGGGUACGUCAGAUUUGACAGGGCACUCGAAGGCCAUGACCAUGGCGAACCCGGCGAGCGAAGGAUCAUUACAACCGCUGUUGCACGAAAAACUUGAAGAGGCGUAUGGUGGUGAAUGUGACUCGGAAGAAGUGAGACUGCAUGUUGCAGAGGAUGUUGACAGCGGACCUUAUUUCCGGGUUGAUGACGAUAAGUCUGACGUAGACACAGAUAUCCACCUCCUAGGCGACAUUGAUUCCCCUACGCACCAGCGAUUCAACCACGCGCUGUCUAUGCCUGCGUUUUUGGGUCGUCCGAAAUUGGGAAGACAGCAAAACACAGAAGGGAGUGGGGAGCUAGAAAGGCAGCAUGGCUCAUCAGUCCAUCACAUUCGUACCGGCUUACGGAUUCUGCACUUGGAUCACUCUCGAUCAUCGUGGGGCUGUCUAUCGUGGACAGUGGGACUGUUGAUGAUUGUAGUUAUACCGUUUCUAAGGUUUGCAUUCGUUCAUCCUUUGGAUGACGAGGACCCGGCUACGUCUCCACUCCCAUUCCGGUCGGUCGUCUUUAUACUUGAAUUCUUCCCAUCAGCCAUCUCGUUUGUGUGUUUCCAUCACAUGCUCCGUACGCAUGGGCUACGGGGAGUCCUGUUCCUUGAUGCUGUGCACGACGAACCAUACGAGAUACGACAAGCAUAUGAAAGGAGCCUCAGGUCAGUGAUGAGACUGCUAUUCAAGUUAACGUCCCCGGCGUUCGCUUUGCACGUGAUUCAAAAAGCGCUCAUUUAUGUUUAUAUUCCUCUGGCCCCAUUCCCAAUCACGACGGGUCAUUGGAGAGUGGACUUAGGCGUGGUAUUCGUCAUCACUUCGUUGGCAUGGCUAUUCCAGACGACAACGUUUCUUUUUGUAUGCGUCAUCUUUUGGAAAAUCUGCUCACUUCAGGUUUUAAAAAUGAGACAUUACAGUUUCCAGCUGCAGAAGUACGAUGAUUCUUCUAAGCUGUUCUUCGCGUACUCACGGAUAAUCCGAGGGCUGGGAAUCAUUAGCCAUCGAUUCCGAGGCUUUCUAUCACUCUCGGGAGUGAUCAUCGUACUUGGAACCUUGGCCUCUAUGUACAAUGUCGUACAAGCGCGGAAGGGCAAUCUCUCAUUCAUCAACACCGGGGAACUUGCAGUGUGUAACUGUUUGUACUUGAUGGGGGGAGGUCUUUGCUUGAGGUCUGCUUCACGAAUUGCUCAUCAGCACCGCCGCAUCGUGAAACAAGCGUGCACGAUGCACGCCAGAAGUUCGUACGGAUGCGGGCCAGUCUCGCCGUGCACGACACCGCCAGGGUCGGUGCCUGUGAAGUCAGCUUCUCCCCCAAUCGCCGCUCUUUUCACAGCGGCACAGGACCCAACUCUGGCACGCAUUGAAGCGGCAUGUGAGCGGCAAGAGGAAUGGUGCCACCGAGCAGCUCUCAUCGGUUUUUUGUCCCAGACGACGGCAGGCAUCUCUGUUUAUGGGUUCGUACUUGAUCGUGCUUUUGUCCAUACUAGCUUUGGAGCACUGUGUACAACAACAUGGUUCAUCCUCGGCCGCUCCUUGGGGGCAUAGCUCUGUCACCCUUUCCGUUGCUUAGCUUAAUAAAUUACUCUACUUUACUCUGCCAUAUCACCCCUUUGUGUCGCCGAGCUUUACUCUACUUUACUCUGCCAUUUGGUUUCUGAUGAAGAACAUCAUCAUCAUCAUCAUCAUGAAUGUCUCCUCAGAGCUCAGAGUCUUCACAUGUUACCACAGUUCUGUCAGAGUCCCCCAUAACCAACAGGAAAAAAAAAAAAGCAAAAAAGAAACGAAAUAUUGGAAGUCUAAGAAGAGAGGAAAGAGAUGAGCUACGAGUUGACUAACUUAACGGCUUUUUUUUUUUUUUUUUUUUUUUUUUUUUUUUUUUUUUUUUUUUUUUUUUAAGGGGACAGUGCUGACUUAACGGCUUAAAGUUUGAGAUGCGGGGAACUCAAAGCGGGUCAUCGAUCAGAACAUUUGUCCAAAGUAGCAGUAGUUGCAGAAGGGCAAUUAUAUAAUCAGCUGUUCAUUAUGAUCGUCGUUGUUGUUGUUUUUUUGGUUUAAGUAGGUAUGUUCUCUGUUUUAUUCCCUUGAGUCUCAGAGAGGUCACGACCCAUAUUAGGCUGUGCUUGGCCGCCGAGGAGGUUUGUCAUUUAAUAUAAGCGCUAAAAAUAAAAGAUCAGACGCAGA